Messenger RNA from Staurois parvus, 924 nucleotides. The record is from the annotation of a GenBank genome assembly. Lineage: Eukaryota; Metazoa; Chordata; Amphibia; Anura; Ranidae.
GCUUUCAACACAGCAAAGUGUGAGAAAUUACAAAAAGAGAAGGAGGAGCUGGAAAUUAAAUUUGACAAUGAAGUGAGGAAGCUUGAACGGCACCAACAGGAGGAACUCCAAACACUGAAGGAGCGCCUACAGCUACAGUGUGAUGAAGAGAUGGAGCGGCUACGAGCAGAACAGAGUAUCCAGCUGCAGAGGAUCCUAUUCCAACACCAGGGACAAAUUGAAGACAUGUCUGCAACCCAUGAAGCUGUUCUGCUGGAGAUAAAGAAUUUCCAUUCAGCUGCUGUAACUGCAAUCCAUGAAGAUCAUGAGAAGAGUGUUUAUGAGUUGAGAGAGAGUCAUGAGUUAGAGAAGAAAAUGCUUGAAGAUGGUUUUGAAAUAUUACGGCUAUCACUACAGGAUCAAGUUGAUACUUUGACGUUCCAGAAUCAUUCACUAAGAGAUCGGGCAAAAAUGUUUGAAGAAGCACUGAUGAAGAGCACUAAGGAACAGCUGGAGAUUGCUCUUGCCCCAUAUAAACACUUAGAUGAAGACCUGGCCAGUGUGAAACAAGUAUUAGAAAUGAAGAAUCAGCUAAUCCAUCAGCAGGAAAAGAGGAUCAUGGAGCUGGAAAAACUGGCUGAAAUUAAUGUUAUCUUGGAGGAGAGGAUCCAGGUUCUCCAACAGCAGAAUGAAGAUAUGAAAGCCCGGAUAGACCAGAACGUUGCAGUCACCAGGCAAUUAUCAGUAGAAAACGCCACCCUGCAGGAGAAUGUUGAGAAAGAGAGCAAGGAGAAGAAAAGAUUAAGCCGCACCAAUGAGGAACUGGUUUGGAAGCUGCAGACUGCGGAGUCCAUGAGCCCCAUCAAACACCCGUCAUCACCUAUAAAAAGCUCACCUUCUUCCAGUCCUUUAUCACCCUCUAAAAUCAGCUCUGCUCAGAGAUGA